Scedosporium apiospermum is the source of this 252-nucleotide messenger RNA. RefSeq lists its product as uncharacterized. Gene Ontology annotation, cellular component: membrane. The transcript has 3 exons. The record is from RefSeq and is a predicted model, not a curated record. Lineage: Eukaryota; Fungi; Ascomycota; Sordariomycetes; Microascales; Microascaceae. Bases 1 to 252 code for a protein of 83 amino acids.
AUGGGUGUCCUCUCGGCUAUCAUCGUCAUUCUGCUCACCCUCUUCUUCCCACCAAUUGAUCUCCUCAUCAACAUCUGCCUAACGAUACUCGGUUUCAUACCCGGCACAAUUCACGCCUUCUACGUACUCUACGUCUACUACGACCGUCGAGAACAAAGCCGCAUCGGCGCUCCCCCUCCCUCACGAGCUGCGGGCAUCUUCAGCGAACGCGUACAGAACGGUGGCAGAUACGGGUACGGAACGAUGCGCUAG